Daucus carota subsp. sativus is the source of this 1042-nucleotide messenger RNA. RefSeq lists its product as uncharacterized. Gene Ontology annotation, molecular function: RNA binding. The record is from RefSeq and is a predicted model, not a curated record. NCBI's taxonomy places the organism in Eukaryota, Viridiplantae, Streptophyta, Magnoliopsida, Apiales, Apiaceae. The transcript has 3 exons. The coding region runs from base 245 to 925 and encodes 226 amino acids.
GAAGAGGAAAAAAGAGAAGCAGAUAAGAAAAUCAGCAAAUAAAAGAGACCCAAGGAGACUAGGUGUUAAAGGGAAGAAAGGGAGGCAGAGAUUUGCUAAUGCUGAGGAAAGAAUUAAGUUUAAGCUCGAAAAGGCAAAAAUUAAAGAAGGAUUACUGCUGGAAAGACUUCAGCGGUAUGAAGUUCCUAAAGUUCAGGGACCUCUGGUGCAGCCACAUGAACUCACCGGUGAAGAACGUUUCUACAUGAAGAAGAUGGCACAGAAACGGUCAAAUUAUGUACCAAUCGGGAGGAGAGGAGUUUUUGGAGGUGUUAUUCUGAAUAUGCAUAUGCACUGGAAGAAACAUGAAACUGUCAAAGUCAUCUGUAAACCUUGUAAACCUGGUCAGAUACAGGAGUAUGCAACUGAUAUAGCCAGACUGAGCGGUGGAACUCCGAUUCAUAUAAUUGGAGAUGACACUAUAAUUUUUUAUCGCGGAAAAGAUUAUGUGCAGCCAAAAGUUAUGUCACCCAUUGACACACUUUCUAAGAAAAGGGCACUGGAGAAAUCAAAGUAUGAGCAAUCACUGGAGACUGUCAGGCACUUCAUUGCCAUUGCCGAGAAAGAACUUGAACUUUAUUACCGGCAUAUAGCUCUUUAUGGUGAUCCAACUAAUCGGAGUCCUAACUCUACCUAUGGCAGUCCAGUAAAAGGUACCGAGAGGUCAAAGAGAAUAAAAGGAGGACUUCCAGAUACAGAAUUAACUGGUACUUCAGGAACAAAAAUUGAUUCUGGAAACAAUGAUUCAUCAGAAAACGACUACGAUGAUGAAAGUGGAGGCUUAUUGUUGAGUGAUCUUGACGAGGAUGAUGGCAUAUCUGAACAUGAACUGGAUUCUUGUGAUGAAGAAGCUGAAAAUAACACCACUAAUAUAGAAGAAAAUUGAUUCCUAUGUAGCUUUGUGCUCCAAAGUGAAGAAAGCUUCUUGUAGCAUAUCACGUAGAGUAAGACUCAUUGAAGAAACAUAAACUUGAAUAUUGAUAUGAAAAAAGAACUUCAUUAA